GAGGCACAAACGGAGCAAACGGAAUUGAUGGAUUUAUCGGUGCCAAAAAUGAGUGAGGGAAGAUUGGAACCAUACGAUUCAUUUAUUGAAGAAGCAAGUAAAGGUCAAAGAGGGUCAUCAAAUGAGCUAAUCCAAUGA
Messenger RNA from Acanthocheilonema viteae, 138 nucleotides. The record is from the annotation of a GenBank genome assembly. Lineage: Eukaryota; Metazoa; Nematoda; Chromadorea; Rhabditida; Onchocercidae.